Messenger RNA from Clonostachys rhizophaga, 891 nucleotides. NCBI's taxonomy places the organism in Eukaryota, Fungi, Ascomycota, Sordariomycetes, Hypocreales, Bionectriaceae. The record is from the annotation of a GenBank genome assembly.
AUGUGGCGAUAUGUGCUGCCCCUUUGGUUACUCUUGCUCAGCAGAGGGAAGCGAAUGUGUGAAGGACCAAGAUCAAUCACAACCUCCCAAAGGGCAUUCAACUACGACUUCUGCCUCAACCUCCACCAAGACAUCGACAACGAGGUCAACCAGCGUGCCGACAACUCAGCCCUCUACAACAGGUGCCUCAACAACAGGAGGCUCAGCAACAAGCACUCAGCGUCUGCCACAAAUGACGAGGCUACGGGUGGAAAGGACGAGACGUCUAAGCUAAAUCUAGGGGCAAUAAUUGGGGGGGUUGUUGCUGGGGGUGCCGUUCUAUCUGUUGUUGCCCUUAUCGUUUGGAUUUGUAUACGCCGAAGGGCAAAGAAUGGUUCGGCCAGCAGCGAGAAGCCACGAUCGGACCGCUCAGGGUUUUCUACAAUCAUCUCCGAUCCCAUUGUCCAACCAAACUCUUAUCGUACCGAGUUCAUCCUCCGCCCGCCAUCGACACCACCACGCACUGAUCGUCAAUCUAUUCCGUGUAUCUCCGAGGAUCGAAUCACUCGCAGAUCCAUCCGAAAUCCUUUCAACUCCCCCAACCCUUCGGACGCGGGUACGAACUCCAGGAUCCCCUCUUUCUGCGAGGAUAGCCCUCCUCGGCAGGGGCAGGUGGGUGCACGCCUUGCGCCCAUUCGUACAAUGAAGGCAUCCAGCCAGUACCUCAAGCCUCAGCGGACCUCUAUCCACCGACAGCCAAGUGGUGAAUGUAUCAAUGUGUUCGCAGAUUCAAACGCAGUUGAUGACCAGUUUAAUCGACAGACCACAUUCACAGAACUCAUGGACAGGGCGGACCUAAAAGGCGUUGGCCGCGAUAAGCCCUAUGUCCCCGGGACAACACCGAGGAUAUAG